Messenger RNA from Closterium sp. NIES-67, 2174 nucleotides. Lineage: Eukaryota; Viridiplantae; Streptophyta; Zygnematophyceae; Desmidiales; Closteriaceae. The record is from the annotation of a GenBank genome assembly.
GCAAACAUUCCCGCCCCACGAUCAUACGUACUCUUGACAUAGCAAGCCACUCCAGCAGCGUACAACCCCGUGAUUAGUCCAGCACUGUGACUGACGGCCUAGCAUUCUCCAUCUGCUCCUUAACUCUCAGAUCCCCUCUGGUCCACCAGAAGCUCGUCAAGAUGCACACAGUAUCCCAAAGCAGCGGGCCCAAGGCGCCUGUCGUAUACGCCUUCUGCGUCACGCUAGUCGUUGGACUCCUGCUCCUCUCGCGCCCCUCGUCGCACCACCAUGGCAAGCACAAACACGGCAACCGCCGACGCCUGGACGGCGGGCGAGGCCGGCACGAGCGGGAACCCGGCGAAAAGGUGAUUAAACUGCACCGCGCGACGAAAGAUGUGAACCCGAAGCUGGACCACAUCACGUUCGACCCGCUGGUCGCGGAGAUGGAGACGAAGCAGGACGACCACUCGUGGGAGGAGGCGUACUUCCGCGAGCACCACGAGGAGGUGCACGUGCAUACAAAAGUGGAGCCCGUCUACAGCGUCGGGCACGGCACGGCGCACGCGGGGCACGAGCACGGGCAUGGGGGGAAGCACGCGCAAGGCGGCGGGAACGAGAGCGCGAAACACGGGCACGGGCACGGGCACGGGCACGAGCACGAGCAGGAGCAGGGGUUGGAGCAGGAGGAUGGGUAUGAGCACGGCGAGGAGGCGGUGGACGAGGAGCUGCAGCAUCUGCACGACCACAUGGACUCAGCGCACGUGGAGAGCAAGGUGAACGUGUCGUCGCGCAUCCGCACGCUGUUCCCGCUGAUCGACACGGACGAGCGCGACGGGUACAUCUCGCUGAACGAGCUCGCCAUGUGGCAGGUGCAGCAGGCGCACCGCAGUAGCGCGCACCGCACGCGGCGCGAGAUGGAGAUCACGGACGCCAACCACGACGGGCUCAUCUCGCUCAAGGAGUACCUGCAGGACGACUCGGACGGCGACGAAGUGGCGUCGGAGUGGGACGAGAGUCUGCUGAGCUUCGUGAACCUGAGCAAGGCGCGGUUCCCCAUGGCGGACAUGGACGGCGACGGGCAGCUGAACGAGGAGGAGUUCAACGCCUUCCUGCACCCCGAGGACAGCCACAACGAGAAUCUCACGCGCUCCGUGCGCGACGAAGAGUUCAAGGCGCACGACAAGGACGGCGACGGGCGGCUGAGCUUCGAGGAGUUUUUCGAGAGCGCGUGGGAGGAGGUGAAGGCGUUCGACGACGAGUACGAGAAGUGGGAGGAGCACCGCUUCGCGCCGCACCCCGACACGCUCAAGUUGCCGUCCGAGGGUCAUGACCACGGGCACGGGCAUGCGCACCAUGCGCACGGGCAUGACCGGCAUAAUGCGCAUGAGCAUGGGCAACAUGGGCACCAUGGGCACGAGCACGGGCACGUGGAGGAGGAGAAGCCGCUGGAGGUGCGGCGGGAGGAGGCGAGAAGGCGGUUCCAAGACUCGGACUUGAACGACGACGGGUUCGUGGAUGUGAACGAGUUCGCCGACAACCUGCUGUACGCGCUGGCGCCCAACGAGUACCACUUCGCCGAGGAACAGGCCAAACACAUGCUCACCCAGGCGGACGACAACAAGGACAAGCACCUGUCGCUGGACGAGAUGCUGCGCAACUGGACGGCCUUCUACGACGUGGUGGAGGAGCACUCCGAGCCGCAUGCCGACACACAUGCGCACGAGCAUGACGAUGAUGAGAAUGAGGAUGAUGACCAUGGGUACCACCAUUACGGCCACAAUGGGGAGGAGGAUGACGAGGACUGGGACGACGAUGAGAGCUACAACUAUGAGGACGACAAUGAGGGGCAUGAGGAGUUCCGAUAAGAGGAGCAGUAUGACUUGGAGCAAAACAAACGCCCCCACCCACCUCCCUCCCCCACUGCCCCUCACCUGCAAUUCCUCCACACAUACGUAUUGCCCCAAGCGCUUGCACCUCUUUAUUGAAUGAGGCUGGUUCAGGCUGGUUGCGCUGCAGCGGGAACUCCCCAAUAAGAAGCUAUUAGCCGUACAUAGAUUAGUUAGCUACUCACCAAUAAUAGUCCCAGCAGAGUGGUGCCUCCGCUUAGAGGUGCAGCUGCACUCUGGUGCACUCACUUGGAUAGCUCACCGUAGGCUUUCAAUGUCCAGUGACUAGAAUGGUUUGGUUAACAU